Molecule: messenger RNA, 2297 nt
Organism: Amphibalanus amphitrite
Lineage: Eukaryota; Metazoa; Arthropoda; Thecostraca; Balanomorpha; Balanidae
Product: tektin-1-like
Exons: 8
Coding region: 427-1635 (402 amino acids)
Biological process (GO): cilium movement involved in cell motility; cilium assembly
Cellular component (GO): microtubule cytoskeleton; nucleus
Source: RefSeq, a predicted model, not a curated record
AAUUUGUUUUGAUGUGUUUGUCAUCAUAAGUCAUCAUCGUAUACCUCUUUCGACAUUAGUUUAAGAAAUUUUUGAGGAGUCACAUUGCUGGUUUGGGUGGGAUACUAGAGAUAUUUGAAUUUCAUUUCCAUAGCACCGUAAUUUAACCCAUACAAAUGCUACGUCAACGUGGGUCUCAAAUUUGGACGUUGUUACCCGCGUUGCUGAGGCAUAUUCGGAUCCCUAACGCCGUAGCGUAGCAUCGGAAGACACGUCCAGAGCGGGUACCUAUAGCAUAUAGGGCCUUGCCUAUAGCUUGGGACAUCGUGAUGAAUUUUAAUGUAACGCCUCAGGCCUAUAAGUAAAGUAAUCUUGUCUCAGGCCCACUGUCACAGGCCCUAAUCCUGAGACAGAAUACAGAGCUGGUGACCGCUGACCGGCUGAGCCAUGCCGCGGACCGUGGCCCGACCUCCGCGGUUCACACCGCAGGAGUGGACUCUAGCAAAUAACAUCAAGUUCCACAAUGCCGAGGCCAACUCCAACACAGCCGAGUCGCUCAUGGCCGAGUGCAACCGGCUGCGCGAUGAAAUAGUCGUUCGCACCAAACAGUCACAGGACGAGGCGGACAAGCGGCUGGACCAGCGUGUGGAGCAGCUCGAGUACUGGAAGUCGGAGCUGGACGGGAAGCUGGCUGAGGUGAAGCAGCGCAUCGACACGAUGGACGUGACGCUGGUGCGCGUGAUGAAGGCCGAGUGUGACCUGCAGGACCCGCUGCAGCGCGCCAAAGACUGUCUGGAGAUGAGGGAGCGUCGUCUGGGCGUAGACCGCGUGCACGACGACCCCGAGCGGCAGCUCAUCAAGGAGGUGGAGGUGAUGGAGGGCGCGCUGGAGAUGCUCUGCCGGUCCCGCGAGCAGGCCAAGGAGCAGCUGCGGCGGCUGCGAAAGGCCAAGUACCAGCUGGAGCGGGACAUUGAGCGCAAACAGGCGGCGCUCGACAUCGACCGGAGCAUGCGCGAUCUGAGCCUGCAGUCGGCCGGCAUGGAGCUGGUGGCCGGAGACGUCAACAUCGACACAGACGGUCUGACGGUGGACUCGUGGCUGGAGAACGCGGCCGACCUGCUGGCCUUCGCCACCCGGGAGGUGGACAUUGCGCGCACGCUGCAGUCCAGUCUGGAGGCCAUGCUCAAACAGGCCGAGUGUGACGUACGCAACCAGGUGGAGAGGACCAACCGGGCGCUGGACACGCGCGUACAACAGACGCGCACCGCCAAACAGACGCUGGAGGACAAACUGUCCAUGGUUCGUGAGCACAUAGCCGCCGUGGAGCGCACCAUUGGCGAGCUGGACCUGGCCGUGCGGAACCUGCGCACGCCACUGGCCAAGGCGCAGACGCGGCUGCGCGGCCGCACCGAGCGGCCCUGCCCAGAGCUGACCAACGACCGCGCCCAGCGACAGCUGGUGAUCGAGGUCAAGGAGAUCCAGACCAACGCCGACCGGCUGCGCAGAGAGCUGGCCUCGGCCCAGGCGCAGCUCAGGAACCUGGACCGGGAGCGGCUCAUUCUGGAGGAGGACAUUGACGUCAAGACCAACACGCUGCACAUCUGCGAGGGCCAGUGUCAGGUGCACCGGCAGGCGGUCAUCAUCCAGCACUUCUAGUCGCCGUCCAGCACCGAAACCGACACCGAGACCGACAGCGACACCGACUCUGGGCGGCGAGUUCAGCAGUGGCCGAGCCCCCAACGCCAUCGCACCGCGGCCUCGCUCAGACGCAUGGACGGGUCAGGCAGGUUCGAUAUUGUUUUUCUCAGUUUUAUCCCACAUUGAGGUCAGCUCAAAUUCACAAUCCAACCCACACAAGGCGUUGUUGAGAUAAUUGUAGACAUUAAACGGUCGCAAACAACUCGCGUCAUGUAGCUCUUUUCCCUUGCCUUCUAGAGCGUUUUAUUAUUUCUUCGGUGAGUUUUAUGGUUUCGAGUAGAUUAUGAAGUUGUGUAAACCGGUGCUGACCAGCGCAUUUAGCGCGUUAUGAACACUGCCAGUCCCCUGCCAUCGGGCCCAGACAGGGUCGAGGAUCUGCAUUUUUGUCCGUGUUAUCAUGUGCAAUGAUGUGAAAUUGGUUGAAUGUCCACUGUCUAGUCCGCGACUUAUAAAGCAUGACCACAGCUGCAUUUCGUUUACAUUUAGAUUAAAGCACCAAGUCCUCGGUGUGCAAUAAACGCCGUUUCGGACGGCCUACACGCACAAGAGACAAAUUGCUGUUUAUUGUUCGCCUCGCGUUACAUGCACAUGUAGUAAAUAAUAAAAUCAAUCAGCAUCCA